GACCUCUGACGUCACUUUGCUGGAUAGCAAACAUGGCGGAGCCCUCCCUCGGGAAUGCGAGCCCAGGAGGCUCAGCAGGUUCUGAUGACCACGAUUUUGAUCCGUCGGCGGACAUGCUUGUUCACGACUUCGACGAUGAACGUACCCUGGAGGAGGAGGAGCUGCUGGAGGCAACAGAUGAGACCAAUUCCAACGAGAUCGAAGAUCUAGCUCGGGAGGGCGAGAUGCCCAUACAUGAGCUACUUAGUCUUUAUGGUUAUGGGGGCAGAUCUCCUGCAGAGGAAGAGGAGGAGGAAGAUGAAGAACCAGAGGAAGAGGAUGAGGAAGAGGAGGAUGAAGAAGAGGACCUUGAUCAUGAUGAAAGUAGCAGAAGCACUGGAGAGCUGAAAAAGAAUGAGGGUGAAGAUUUUAAGGCUUCAUCAGAGCAAGGCAGCGACCCUCAGACCUCUUCUGAUGGCCGCACACGCUCAGUCCGAUCGCUCGGGACGGCAGAGCUGAUCCGCCGCGCCAAGUACUUUGAAAGUAAUCAUGAUGUGGAGGAGGAGUCGGAGGAAGAUGAGGACUAUGUUCCCUCUGAAGACUGGAAGAAGGAGAUUAUGGUGGGUUCUAUGUAUCAGGCAGAGACUCCGGUCGGUUUGUGUAAAUACAAAGAAAAUGAGAGAAUCUAUGAAAACGACGACCAGUUGUUGUGGAACCCUGAUUGUGUCCCCGAGGGAAAAGUCGUGGAGUUUUUGACAGAGGCAUCGAGGCGAACCGGAGAGGAGAAAGGAGUGGAUGCAAUACCAGAGGGAUCUCAUAUCAAAGACAAUGAACAGGCUUUGUAUGAGCUGGUGAAAUGUGACUUUGACUCAGAGGAAGCUCUAAGAAGACUGAGGUUUAACGUGAAAGCAGCUCGAGAGGAGAUAUCGGUUUGGACUGAAGAGGAAUGUAGAAACUUUGAACAAGGAUUACGUGCUUAUGGGAAAGAUUUUCAUUUAAUACAGGCCAACAAGGUGAGAACUAGGUCUGUAGGAGAAUGUGUGGCCUUUUAUUACAUGUGGAAGAAGUCUGAGCGUUAUGAUUUCUUUGCACAGCAAACCAGGCUUGGAAAAAGGAAAUACAACCUUCACCCUGGAGUCACGGACUACAUGGACAGAUUACUGGAUGAGACGGAGAGCGUGACGUCCAGUAGGGCGGCGUCGCCCCCGCCCACCACAUCCAGCAGCAGCGCCAGCCACUCUGAGAGGGAGGACAGCAGCAGUCAGAACGGUGUUGUGGGUCAUCCUGUAGAUCCGUCUCAUCUGCCAGAUCCAACCCAAGUCAAGCUUGAAGGCGUUCAGUCCAACGGUCCCUCUCAUCCAGAGGCAGAACCUCCUCCUUCAGCCCCAGACAACAACUCUAACGGCUGCAGCCAAGUCAGCGCAGCGAACCACGACAGAAACGGCUCACUAGAGCUUGUGCUAGAGCACAAAACCGCACCAGCUGUGGCACAAGACAGGCCGGCCAAAAGGUGCAGGACUGAAGCAGAGGCUUUGGGCCAAAGCGAGGUGGAUCCACCCAGAACACAUGAAGACUAACGUCUUCAAGACUGGCUUUGUUCACUUAAACACGCCCUGGUUUGGUUUUUUUCCCCCCAAUUUUCUCCAUAAAUGGCUAGCUUAGGAGCAGAGGAUUAGGAAGACGAGGAAUCUCUCUCAAAAAAAAGAAAAAAAGACUCCCUUCAGAAAGUCCAAAGGUUGUAAAUCCUAGCCAACCAAAACGCUGCGCUUCAUACGACGGUCUGCUCCUCAACAAACUCCCAUCAUUUUAACCCAUCUUCUCCAUUCUGACUUUGGACAGUCGAAUUUUUGCCAAGAAUUUCUUUUUUUCUUCUAUUUGUACUGAAAAUAAAUCAUCUGUGAUAUUUUUCUACACCAGAGAUAUUUAUAUUUUCUAACCAAUAAUGAAAAAAAAAGAUCUAAUGAUGGGUUGUUGCUUUUUAAGCCAUUGGUUUGUUGGAAAUGAGUAAAAUCCUGAGGAGGAGAAGCUGGCGCUGUCUCCAGCUCACUAUAGUUGCACUUUGAUUGUACGUUUCUCCUGGUUGAGGAGGUAACCUGACAGAACUCAAUGUUCUCUCUGCCACAGCUGUUUGUUUGAGUUUGCUAAAUGAACCGGCGGGUCUGUCGCCCCCUACAGGUUUGUUUGUGAAAAGCAGCUGACAUCAGUGAUGUCCUGUAUUAUCAUGUAGAUCUCUGUAUUUUUGUUUUUAUUAUUUCCAUAGCCCAAUGCUUUGCUCAACACUUUUUUUUUUACUUGACAGAAGGUUUGUGGCCGCUCAUGUAAAGUUUGUAUAGAUUUCUUACCUUCUGCAGUCGGUGCAUUUAUUUCUCCCCUCCAGUGAUCAUGUUGCUUUUUUCUUGUCUCUGUAGGAUACAGCUUUUUUUUUCCUUUGACAAAUUGUUUCCUAAUUAUUUUCUGAUGGAUGUAAUAAAGAAAUUACCCUUUU
Molecule: messenger RNA, 2464 nt
Organism: Cyprinodon variegatus (sheepshead minnow)
Lineage: Eukaryota; Metazoa; Chordata; Actinopteri; Cyprinodontiformes; Cyprinodontidae
Gene: mier1b
Product: mesoderm induction early response 1, transcriptional regulator
Exons: 13
Coding region: 33-1556 (507 amino acids)
Biological process (GO): negative regulation of transcription by RNA polymerase II
Cellular component (GO): nucleoplasm
Molecular function (GO): transcription corepressor activity; histone deacetylase binding
Source: RefSeq, a predicted model, not a curated record